Fusarium coffeatum is the source of this 1464-nucleotide messenger RNA. RefSeq lists its product as uncharacterized. Bases 1 to 1464 code for a protein of 487 amino acids. Lineage: Eukaryota; Fungi; Ascomycota; Sordariomycetes; Hypocreales; Nectriaceae. The transcript is spliced from 4 exons. The record is from RefSeq and is a predicted model, not a curated record.
AUGAGAAUGGAUAGAAAUAUCGAUACGACUGACACCAAAGACCUGGUUCAACCUGCUCAGCAAACUUAUAUUCAAGAAGUGGUCGCCGUGUUCCCAGACAUCUGUUUACGGUUUCUCCAGUCGAUUGCCCAACCAUCGUCGUUCAAUAGCCAGAUCAUUUCCAAUCAAAUCGUCGAUCUCCUAGAGUCUGGGCAAACAUACCCGAAAAGAGAACAUCCGAAGAAACCUGAUACGAAGAGAAAGCGCGACUCCGAUGGAGAGGACGGCGAUCUUGCAGAGAAGGUUCGCGAAAUCAAGCGCUUUUACACUGUGACUUAUCGAGACCGAGAACCACAGCCGAAACAGCAAAGCAUUAUGACGGGUAUGAUAGCUGGAGACUUUCCUUUGGUCCCCGAACGAGUCAUCCGGAAAGCCUUUGCGGAAAAUAACUUCUUACUUCUCCCAACAUACCUAAACGUUGGUCAAGCCACUCAACGGGAUGAGAAGACUUUGCCCUGGACAUACAAAAAGACACCCACGCCGCAGGAUGAAAGAUACAAGAAAAGAAACAUAAAACAUACAAUGAAGUCUGUCGAAAGGUCUUCAGAGGAUGGGAAGCGGGAAAGAAAACUCAUGAAGGAACUCCAGGCGGCCAGAUUUGUUCACCACCACACUAGAGAAGCCAGUGGCCACCAAGGGGAAGAAGAGGGUUUCGACAAUGCUCAGUCUAAAGACGAGACGAAGGAAUGUGGAUGCUGUUUUACCAACACCGCGAAGGACCGGAUGGUCCAUUGCGACGGCGAUGAUGCACAUUUCUUUUGCAUUUCAUGUGCUCGUCGCAACGCUGAAAUGCAGGUCGGUUCCCGCAAGCAUGAACUGAAGUGUUUAUCCAUAGACGCGUGUAGGGGUGGCUAUUCUCGCAAGCAGAGACAAAGAUUUGUGACAAGAUCACUGGAAACUGCCCUCGAUAGUAUUGAGCAAGAGGAGAGUCUUCGACUGGCCAAAUUGCCCGACCUCGCCCUGUGCCCCUUCUGCACAUAUGCAGAAGAGUAUCCUCCAGUCAACGUUGACAAAGAGUUCCGAUGCCGGAAGUCUGACUGUAUGGUAACAAGCUGCCGUCUUUGCAAACUGGUGAGCCAUGUUCCCAAAUCAUGCAAGGAAGCGGCUCUAGAGCACGGCCGAGAUAGCAGGCGGCAGGUGGAGGAGGCUAUGUCGAAAGCCCUCAUCCGAAGUUGCAACAAGUCCGAGAGCGGUGAUCGACCAAGCAGUUGCCCUCUAUUCGAGGACAGCGAGAAGCGGCAUUCGAAAGAGGUCCAAGAAGCGGAAAAGAAUGCUAAGCAAAAGGUAUUAGAGGAAAAUCCGGAUCUUGAUCCUGAGAGUCUAGAGUUCACGAUCUCAUCCAAAGUCAAGAAAGAUGACGCUCGUCGGAUGAGAAAGUCUGCGAAUACAUAUGAGGCGCGCCACAGACCGUACCUUGGUAACUGA